AUGCCGCUCGACGUCGGAGGCUGCUCUCCAGGCCCGAUCUAUCGACCAAAUCUCAAAUUCGCUGGCAAGGGUCCAAAUGGUCGUGGUCCCGAGUAUUCGAUCCCGCCUCGAACAUUUCACGUGCGCAUUCAGGAGAAGAAGACCACGCAGGACUCAGCUCCCGGACCAAAAUACACAACUCCUCAGUCGGUUGGGCGGCAGGUAGAGUCCACCUUUCGACAACAGCCCAUCGUCAGAUUCAGCACCUCAAAGCGGAUAACGAUGGGCGCCCUCCCAACAUCUACUGGAGAUGUUGGGCCAGGUGCGUACGACCACGAGGGGAAGGAGGUCCAGCGCCGCAAGCUAAAGGACCAGGCUAAUGUGGCGCUUCACAAAAAGGGCUGGGGUGGCGCCCCCCGCUUCUACUCUGACCGUGUCGUCAAGCAGCCGGGUCCAGGCCAAUACACCCUGCCGCCUUCCAUCGGCGGCAAGAACCCCCAACUAAAAUCCGCGCCCACCCACGUCAUUGGCACCGGCGAGCGGAGCGGCCGCAAGCACCUGGCACAGAUGGGGCGCGAUACACCCGGACCGGCGUACGCCAUCGGCAGACAGGGACUGAAGAAGGAGCCGGUCGCUAGCUUUGGCACCGCAGCACGCUGGAAGCCCUCGGACCUGACGGUGGAGGACAAGGUGCUGCACCAGUCGUGCAUCAUUGCAGCCAAAAAGCGGGCUCUCGAAGCCACGGCGGCGCUGGAGAGCGCGACGGUGUGA
Molecule: messenger RNA, 750 nt
Organism: Emiliania huxleyi CCMP1516
Lineage: Eukaryota; Haptophyta; Isochrysidales; Noelaerhabdaceae
Exons: 1
Coding region: 1-750 (249 amino acids)
Source: RefSeq, a predicted model, not a curated record